This is a messenger RNA of Paramecium pentaurelia, 2455 nucleotides long. The record is from the annotation of a GenBank genome assembly. NCBI's taxonomy places the organism in Eukaryota, Ciliophora, Oligohymenophorea, Peniculida, Parameciidae.
AUGAAUAUUUACAUGAGCAUUUCGAUUAAUUUACUGAUUGGAUCUGAUGCUAUAAUCAGUGCAAUAUUGGCAGAUUAAGAGACUAAUUAUAUAUUAACAGCAAUUAGAUUCUCAAUAGCUUUGGUCAGUGUAAUAUGUCAUUUUGUUAUCCACAAAUAAUUUAAGGUUCCAUUAUUUACCCUUUGCUUAUAACUGUUAUAUUAAGUAUAAUUGGCUUCAGAAAUUAGGUAAGCCUUUUAAAGUUUAGAUUCUUAUCACUUUUAUAUAUAUUUGUUAUUGUUAUAUUAAGAACAAACAACACAAUAGCAUAAAUAUUUAUAAUAUUUCUCAAUAGUUUAUUGUAUGGUAGAGAUUCAAAUUACUAAUACUUUCAUAUAUCAGUACAUAAACACAACCUUAAUUACUAUAUUAAUAAUUUUGAUAAAAGUGGUGAAUUUACAAUAAUUAAGACACAAACAUACCACUUCUCAUGAAGUUUUAUAUUCUUAUUCUACAGUACCAGCUGAAUAGAUUAUGUCAAAUAGGAAAAUUGAUCUUAUUUAAAAAGAUGAAUUAAUUUACAUUACAAAUCAUAUUAAACAAGGAAUAAUAUAUUUUUCAACUACUUUAGAUAUAUUAUACAUAAAUGAUAAGGCAUCUAAGAUAUUAAUGGCUUAGAGUGAUGAAUAAGCUAUGCUUUAAUUUUAAAAAAUGAUAUUACAGUAAAUUUUUAUACUAUUUUUUAGGGGUUUAGAAUAAGAAGAAUCAUUAACAAAAUUACACAAAGAGAUUAAGUGUCGUGCUUCAUAAAAGUAAUUACCUUAAAAGGCAGAUGGUAAAAUGAUAGAAUCUUUAAUUGCAUCUGCUGAAAAUCAUUAUAAAAAAUAUUAAUCAUUAAGUGAGAAGAUAUUAGAAUAAUAAUUCUAAUAUAAAAAAUAAAAAAAAAAUUAAUUAUCAAAACAUAAUUUUAAAUAGUUGCUUUUAUCACUUUUUAGUGAAUCAUAAAUUUCUUCUCUGUAAUAAUAUCUGUAACUUUAGUUUAGAACAUAGGAAUUUUGUUAAAUCUAACAAAUUAACAGUUCAUUUUAGUACCAAUAAUCAUGAAAAAACCAUAGAAAUAACAUUUUGUAAAAUGAUAAACUUAUUAAACUAAAAUUGUUAUCUAGCAUUAUUUUAAGAUAUCAGUGAAAUAGAAUAGUAAUAAUAAUAUGUUUAGAAAUAUAAAUUUUAAACCUUGUAUUUUAAUUCAUUUUCUCAUGAAUUGAGAACUCCACUUAAUUGUUCAUUAAAUUUAUUAUAAGCUUUAAAAAAUUAACCUAUUUAAACAAAUCUUAUACAAUAAUAUAUUAAUCCUUCAAUAGUUUCUAAUAAAUUACUUAUGCAUUAAAUUAAUGAUAUCUUAGAUUAUGCUUCAUUUGGUUUAGGAACAUUUCAUUUAAAUAUGUAAGAAUUUCUGAUAAAAGAUUUAUAUAAAUAAUUAGAAGAAUAUUAUUAAGACAUUUGUUAAAGUAAAGGGAUUAAAUUAAAUUUACAAAUUUUAGAUGGUUUAGAAAAUAUCAAAAUUAAUAAUGAUCCUGAAAGAAUAUUAUAAUUACUUGUAAAUUUAAUUAAUAAUUCAUUAAAAUUUACAGAAUAAGAUGAUACAAUAUCAAUAACAGCCAAAAAAAAAUAAAAAUCUUCUGGAUUGAUAAAUUUUAUUAAAUUUAUUGUUCAUGAUACUGGUAAGGGAAUCUCUAAAGUAGAUUUAGAAGCAAUUAAUAAUAUAGUUAAUGCAAGUAUUGAUGAUAGUAUAUUUUAUUAAUUGAGAAAUUUCACAACAAAAUAUGUAGGACUUGGUUUUUCUAUUGGAAUGAAAAUGAAUCAUGAAUUGUCUUAUUCAAAAAAAUCAUAUUUUAAAAUUAGAAGUAAAGAAGGAGAAUAUACUAAAAUUAGUUUUAGAAUAAAUAAUUAAAUAAAUUCUAUUUCUAGAUCUCUUAAAGGAUCUACAAUAAGAUUAGAUGAGAUAGUAGAAUCAAAUGAUGAUAAAGUUACUAUUGAAGAUCAUUAAAUGCCAUUAUGGAAUUAAACAUUUUUUACUUAAAGAUAACAUUAAAAUGAUACAAAUCCUCCAAUUCUUAUUUGUGAUGAUGUACCAUUUAAUUUAUUGUCUUUAAAUUUAUUAAUUAAAAAUCUAGGAUUUGAAAGUGAAAUGGUAUAUGAUGGAUAAGAAGCUAUAAAUAGAGUUAUUAAUAGAUAGAAAAUGUAAUAAAUAUAAUAUAAAUUGAUUCUAAUGGAUAUUGAGAUGCCUGGUUUAAAUGGAUAUUAAACAUCUGUAUAAUUAUUAGAAAUUGAUAGAAAAUUGAAUAUAGCUAUGUGUUCUGCUUAUGAUUCUGAAAAUAAUCUACUUAAAGCAUUAGAAAGUGGUAUGAAAGAAAUCUUAAUUAAACCUGUAAGAUUUGAACAAUUAAGGUAACUGAUUUUUAAAUAUAUAAAAUGA